AUGUCCCAUGUUCAUCUAACGAAAUCGUCAACAUGUGAAGCCCACAUCACGAAAGAAUUUCUCUCCCAAGAGCACCGAAUGUUCCUGGAAACGGCGCACGCUUACCAAGACCAGUACAUGUUCGCUAUCACGACUUACACAGCGGGGACUCUUGGGCUCUCUCCGACUGCGAAGGACCAAGAAGUCGGACACAGCCUGUGGGUGGUGCACUGCGCGGACAAGACGCCGGAGGAGGAGUGUGUGGUCAGCAGUUACCGCCGAAAGAUGGUUCUCUCACAGCUGGUGCAAUUCCUGGCGGCCCUUCAGCUGCCCAAGUGGCACGAGAUCAGGUUGUCGCCCGGGUCAAGGGAGGUCGCCACUCCCUACGACCACACAGAGAUGCCCUGGAUCCUCCUCCUGCACGACUCCGCCUCCCGCAGUCGUGUCAUGACCCUCGUGCCCCACUUGGCACAGCUCCUGCAUGGCACCGCUGCGACGCUCACCUUUGACCUGGAACAGGAAGGCGUAGAAGUCCUGGCCGAUCUUGGGCUCUCUGCGUCGAACAUCGUUGCUCCUGCGCUGGCCAUCCUGCAGCCGCCGCACCUCAGGAAACCAACGGCGACGGUCCCGCUGCUGAACGACUACGACGACCCUCUUGAGUGGCUAAACGACCAGCUGGACGACCUGCAGAUCCAGCCCGUACUAAGCAAGGAGGAGCAGGGUUACGCGCCUGUCGAGUCCCUGGACCCGCCACUGACCACCGCCUCUUCCACAGCAGAGUUGCAACAGGACGACGACGAACUGGUGCAAGAAAUGGUGCCUGAGGAGAGGCUGUUGCACGUGGCAGCCCUCGAAGGCCCCGAGGCUCUCAGCGCUGCCCUCGCUCCCUCGCCCUCGCGCACGCUCGCGGCCCUGGCCUUCACGCUACACUGGGACCCCGUGAGCAACAUUCUCCUGCAACACCUGGACAGCAUCGUCCCCCAACUCCACGAGCUGGGAAGCCACGCCUCCCUCUACCGCGUCAACUGCUUCGACUGGCCCAAGGUGUGCGACGCCAACGGGAUCUCGACGUAUCCUGUGCUGCGCCUGCAUCCGAAGGGCGCCAACAACAUCACCUACGACGGGGCCAUCAGCGGGGCCGGCAUCCUGAAGGCGAUCCUGCUCUGCGAAGGAUCUACGCCCUUGGAAGUGACGUCAGGAGAGGUGUUGGAGGAACUGCUUCGUCUCUCGCCCUCCUUGCAUCCUGCCCUCGCCCUCCCCUCGCCUCCUGCCGUGGCCGUGGGAGUUUUUGCGACUCUCAGAGAUGCGGCCGGAGUGACGCAGGCGGCAGCGAUAUUGCGAGGAACCCACUUGGUAGCACGCCACAUUUCUCCUGCCGCCACAUCUUCAAUGUGUGGGAGUCGCGCCGGGUGCGUGGUCGUGGCCAAGCCCCACGACCGCUACCAGCCGCGACGGAUCCUGCGCGACCACCUGAACGACCCGUCCGCAAUCGCCAAUGUCCUGCGAUAUGCAACCUUACCCGUUAUGUCCGGGGGCGCCAAGGCCGAUGACCUGGCUCCCGACCAGUACCACGUGAUCCUGUUCUUGCCGGCCGCGUCCUCAGAGUUCCCGUCGGGCGGCCGGGAGCCGAGGGACGCCGCUCUGGACGCCGUGGGCCAGGUGGCGGCCGAGGUCGCGGGCCCCGACCUCACCUUUUCCUGGCUCUCUAUGUACGGCUGGACUGCAGGACGACCCGACCGCAGGGACAUCUCGCGGUCCUACGGCCUAGACGAGCGCAGCCGCGUCCUGGUCGCCGUGAACCUCCACGCCAAGACGGUCACCGUGUACCCUCACGCCGACCUGGCCCCUUCGUCUCUCCUGCCGUGGCUGCAGGAGGUCAGGGUGGGCGCCUUGGAGCACACCCUGACGCUGGCCGACAACGCCUGGGAGCCCAGUCUGGCAGGAAUCGACUACCUGCGGCUGUUGGAGGAGGACGCGGUGCGCGAGGCCGAGGACACCUUAUCCUCGAGAUGGAGGCCGACCUCAGCACUCGAGCCUCUGCGGGAGCCGAGUAUAAGUGUAGCAAAGCCAAGACCUAUUGCUUUCGCCGAGACUGUCUACACGUAUGAUAUUGGUACCGGGGUCUUGCAGCGCCCCGUGGGAAGGUCCUACGCGUUACCAGCCCGAGAGUUUGAUGAUAUGACUGGUAUUUAUUGUGGAUUUGAUAUCUACUCUAUUGUGCCUGUAGUAUGUUAG
Penaeus vannamei (Pacific white shrimp) is the source of this 2214-nucleotide messenger RNA. The record is from RefSeq and is a predicted model, not a curated record. NCBI's taxonomy places the organism in Eukaryota, Metazoa, Arthropoda, Malacostraca, Decapoda, Penaeidae.